AUGUCGCUUGUGCUUAAAUUAAAAACAUUCACAAUUAUAUUUCGUGUUGUUAUUUCAGAGUAUGUUUUAUUUUGGCUGAAAUCUAUUCACACGUACUGUGCUGAGGACACAUCCGUCAUCAUUGUAGCCACACACAGUGAAAAUGCUACACAGAAGGAAAAAGACGGAUUUUAUGGACAGCUCUUGGAUUUGCUACCUCGAGAUUCGAAUCUUAAGAAACAUUUAAAAUAUGAGAGGUGUUUCUUUGUCAGCUUUCCUUGUGACGAAGGUGAAAAUUUGGAAGUUUUAUCUGAAUUAGAAAACUGCAUUGCUUCUAUUGCCAAAGACAGAAGAUGGAAAGAAAAUAUUCCUAAAGAAUGGUCUAUAAUUGAACUGGCUCUAAUCACAAUGAGAGGUUCAGAAAAAACCGUUUCUAUCGAAGAACUCAAAGAGAAAUACUGGAACGCUAAGAAAAAUGAAAGUUUAAAAAUGGAGGAUGCACUAUGCUUUUUCCACGAUAUUGGAUUGAUUCUUCACUUUCAGGAGGAGAACCUUUCAAAUACUAUAAUUGUUGACGUCCAAUGGUUUGUUGAUACAUUUAAAUUCAUAAUAUCAGACAAAAAUCAUGUCCGAGACUUAGCAGAAACUGACAGAGACUGGCAGUACUUCCACAGGACUGGGUAUCUAAUGGACAAUUUCCUUAGUCGAAUUUGGGAGAGCUUAUCCAUAGACUUUUGGGAAAGGCCGACCAUUUUGCAAUAUAUGCAAAGACUAGGAUUACUGGCGAUGGGGGAAGUAAAACACUACGUCCCAUGUAUGAACAAAAGAGACUUCGGUAGAAAGGAACAGAUAGCCUUACGAGGAAUGGAAACAAAGUCAUCUGUAUUGGUGCUUCAUUUCCAGUUUUUACCGUUCUUUUUUUACUGCCGAUUGAUAGUUGCCUGCAUUGUGGGAACAGAGUGGGAGGUGGUAGAAGAUGAAAGUAUACCAGGCUUGUAUAAAAACAUAGCGAUUUUUGUAUACAAAGACCACCUAAUUGCCUUGGUAGUGACGCAAACUGCAAUUCAAGUCCAGAUUUUGAGACCACAAAACGCACCUAUUGAUGCUAAUAUUGCCGGAAAUAUUAAGGAGACUCUUGAAAAUAGACUUGGAUACUUAACAACCACAUUUCACAAAAAAGUUGCAUAUAGGGUUGCAUUUCAGUGUUCACAUCAAGAUGUUCUUUGCGAUAAUGUGGGGUGCUAUGUAUAUGAAGACGAAAUAUCUGGGAAAGGUCAAAUAUUAUGUCCAAGACAUGGAUUUACAGGAAAACAUAUGAUAAACGAAAACGCUCUGACAAAAUUCUGGAGAAUCGACGCGCCAUCUGUUUCCUGUGCUAAAUCUGCAAAAGUUCCAUUGGCAAAUGAGGAGAAGCUUACAAAGCUUAUAACACUGGGAAGAGAUGCAAUGCAGGCGUAUUUUGAUUCCAUUUUUCCCCCUGAGGAUUUACAAAAAUGCCUCAAGGAUAACAAGGAAUCCCUUUGUAAUGGGCCCUUCAGAUUCACAGCUACUGAAGUUAGGAAUGUUUAUCCUGCUUCCGGGUCAGUUGUAGAUGCCUCUUCCUUUGAUGUCCCAAUCAUGUACAAAUUAUUGAGAAAUUUUGGAAGCAACAUUCCACCGCCAACUAAUGGUUGGGGAAAAGAGCCGACGAUUGGACAGAAAACACAGGGUGACGACAUUGAAAGAAUCCGCAAGUACAGGAAUCAGCUUUGUCAUAAUCUUUUUAAAACACAAAGCAUGGAUGACGAAGAUUAUACCCUUUACUCUGAAGAACUGACCCAGGCAAUACUGAGACUCACAAAAGGAUCUUUUAAAAGUAGAAUUUACACCAUUUGCCAAUAGAUUACGUACAGACGUAAAGAAUCAACAAUACAGAAAGAAAAAGAAGAUAUUGAGAGACAAUGACCAGGUGUUACACGACUUGCCUCUAAUGUAAUAAACAUAUAAAAAAUCUUUAAAGCUUUUAUUUGGUAUCACA
Molecule: messenger RNA, 1996 nt
Organism: Saccostrea cuccullata (small rock oyster)
Lineage: Eukaryota; Metazoa; Mollusca; Bivalvia; Ostreida; Ostreidae
Exons: 8
Coding region: 1-1860 (619 amino acids)
Source: RefSeq, a predicted model, not a curated record